GUGUGGAACCAAUGAAGAAAGGACAAUGCCAGGUUCAGUAAGUGACUUGGCAUGUUGCAGUAUGCCAGCCGAUAUACCAGAAGCAAAGCCCCAUUCGUAUUUAGAUGCUAUCCGCAGCGGGCUUGAAGACGGUGCUGAACCUGGGAGCUCAUAUGCCUAUGAUGAGCAGUUGUGUCCCUACGCAGCAGCCGGCAUGUGCCAGUUUGGGGACCGGUGCCUCUACCUCCAUGGGCAAGUGUGUGAAAUCUGUGGGUUGCAAGUACUCCAUCCCUUUGAUCCAGAACAGAGGAAGGCACACGAGAAGAUGUGCAUGGCUAGUUUUGAACAUGACAUGGAGAACGCAUUUGCCUUCCAGGCAAGCCAAGACAAAGUGUGCAGUAUCUGCAUGGAAGUGGUUUAUGACAAGCCAUCCGCAUCCGAAAGAAGAUUUGGCAUCCUUUCUAACUGCAAUCACACCUACUGUUUGUCCUGUAUCCGUCAGUGGAGGGGGAUCAAGCAGUUUGAGAAUCCCAUCAUCAAGUCCUGUCCAGAAUGCCGCGUGGUAUCCGAGUUUGUCAUUCCCAGUGUGUACUGGGUAGAAGAUCAGACAAAAAAGAAUGAACUAAUUGAAGCAUUUAAGCAAGGGGUUGGGAGAAAGCCCUGCAAGUAUUUUGAACAAGGAAAGGGAACUUGCCCAUUUGGGGGGAAAUGUUUGUAUCUCCAUGCUUACCCAGAUGGAAGACGAGCUGAGCCGGAGAAGCCACGAAAGCAGCUCAGCUCUGAGGGGACAGUCCGGUUCCUCAACUCUGUUCGUCUGUGGGAUUUUAUCGAAGACCGAGAAAACAGGACUCUGCCAGUUGCCAAUGAUGAUGUAACUGAGAUUGGAGAGCUUUUUAUGCAUCUUUCUGGCACAGAUGCCGAAUCUGCUGCUCCUCCCUAGACUACCACAAGAUCUCUCCCGUGUCCAUAUUCCAUAUUGAUCCUUCUGUUUCUUCAGUAACUUUGUACCACAAUGUUAGGAUUACUGUGCCAUGGAGACUGAGGUCCUGGUGAAAUUCUAGUCUGAGUGUCACUGUAGAGCAAAAGUGUUGAAACAUCAUAAAAUGAGUGCUUGGAAUAAAAGUGAUAGAUGUAAUCAUGAAGAGAAGAACUUUUCUAUUAGAAGGGAAAGAGCAGCAAUGUGUUUUUAGUUUAAACGAAUAUUUACUCCCAUUUUAUUGAAAAAAAACUUGCUAUUCUAAGAUUUGAGCUAGAUCCAAUUGGAGGUUGUCUUUUAGUAUUAUAAUAUCUUAAUAAAAGAAUGGAAAAAUGCA
Thamnophis sirtalis is the source of this 1292-nucleotide messenger RNA. NCBI's taxonomy places the organism in Eukaryota, Metazoa, Chordata, Lepidosauria, Squamata, Natricidae. The record is from RefSeq and is a predicted model, not a curated record.